AUCGGUCGGAAAUCUAGAGUGGGAACUGCCCCUCGAAACAGCGUGUUGGAUACGAGUUCACGGAUCAUGUACAGGACUUUUGUUUGGCUGCUAACCCUAAUGGCAGUGGCAAGUGCCGCCACCUCUGCCAGGGACUACCUGCCACGCCCCCCCGCCAGAGCCUACGUCUACGGCACGCCCCCGCCCAGCACGAUGGCCCAGUUGCGGCGGAUAGUCCAAGGCCACCUGGAGCGCUUCCAGCAGGCGGAGCAGGCGCACUUCUCCCGCCGCGCCAACGUGCAGCUGGGGAAAGCGGAAGUGGUGGCGGCGGAGAGGAAGCCGCUGGCGAUGCAACUGUGGGUGGUUCGCACGCCCGCCGUUUCCGGCGCGGCCUCGGAUAACGUGCUCGAUUACGCCGUGCCGCCCAACACGCCCACGCCGAAGGACUACGCGCACAAGUUCCUGCCCGAGGGCAAGGAUGUGGUACCCGGAAGCUCUUACAUACCGCUGCGGUUGGUGGUGAUAAAGCGCUGA
Molecule: messenger RNA, 513 nt
Organism: Drosophila teissieri
Lineage: Eukaryota; Metazoa; Arthropoda; Insecta; Diptera; Drosophilidae
Exons: 2
Coding region: 67-513 (148 amino acids)
Source: RefSeq, a predicted model, not a curated record